GUUAGUUAUUGAAAUAUAACAAUUCUUACGCUACGCGCCAAGUUCUGUGCUUUCAGUCAACCAGUUAGUGUUGAAGUGAACGCGGGAAAAAUUCACUGCAUGUGUUCUUGUGUGAUAUAGUUUAUAGGCUUAUGAUUUUUUUUCUGCAAAGCAGGUAAACCGAUAAGACAUGUCGCCCCCGAACGGUGCUCCUCCAGGAACCGCCGAAACCGAGUACCUCAAAGUGCCCACCGAACCCAAACCGACCCCCGAAGAGCAACAACCCUUGAACGACCUCGUCCCCGAGGACGAUGCAGAAGUGGUCGUGCCCCCCGACGGGGGCUGGGGCUGGGUCGUGGUUUUCGCCUCUUUCAUGUGCAAUAUGAUCGUCGAUGGGAUCAUUUUCUCGUUUGGGGCUUUCAUCGAGCCCAUCAAAGACGAAUUUCACGUCACGAAAGCAUAUGUGGCGCUUGUGGGGUCUCUCAUGUCCGGGUUUUAUCUUAUCGCUGGGCCCUUUGCCAGCGCUGUCGCCAACAGAUAUGGGUUUAGACUGGUGGCCAUCAUGGGGAGCGUCUUGGGGGCGGCGGCCUUCGCCUUGGCCAACUUCGCCCCCAACGUGGAGUAUCUCUGCGUCAUGUUUGGCGUUAUAGGAGGGAUUGGUUUCGGGUUUAUCUACGUGCCGUCGAUCAUCACCGUUGGGUUUUAUUUCGAGAAAUGGCGGGCCUUGGCGACCGGAAUCGGGGUUUGCGGUUCCGGUAUCGGAACCUUUAUGUUUGCCCCCAUAACAGCAUACCUGAUCGAGAACCUUGGUUGGAGAACUGCGAUUUUGUGCCAAGGCACUAUUGUGUUCGCUUGUGGCAGUUUUGGGUUCCUCUACAGGCCGUUAAAACCGACAAAAGUCCAUGAUAUUAAGGGUGAGGGAGAGACUGAACUUAAAAUGGAUCCGAGCAAACUGCCCCCCAUUACUAAGAUGAAGAUGGAGCUGGCUCUCGAAGCCAUGAAAAGUAAUGAGUCUUGUCACAACAGCCAAGCCUCAAUCAACCGCAUGCUGGGGGUUAACAACAACGCGAACUACCCCCGAGUCUCGGACGUGUACCAUACGAUUAGCAUUCCGCAGCAAAGGGCCCUGGACGGGUCCAGUUACGAGAAACGGUUGAGCGUGCCGUUUAUUUCCGAAGCCGAUCGGAUGAAAAACACAGGAGCGAAGGAAUGCUUGCUCCAGAAGAGUGCGAACCCGAUUAUAGUUCCUAAAGGUUCAAGACGGGGUUCUGCGGUUGACCCCGAGGUUAAUCGACCAAUGUACCGAGACGAUAUCUUCUUCAACGCUUCCUUAACACGUUUACCUCAAUACACCUCUCGGACAUCAAUCGCCUACAACUUAUCAGUCACGCGGUUACCGACGAAAAACGACAUCGAGGAAGAGAAGAAAAGUUCUUGCAAAAUGUGCCCAGAAGCCGUCAAACGAACUCUCGCCACAAUGCUGGACUACAGUCUACUUUGCUCCCCAACCUUCCUCUUGCUAGCCCUUGGCGGCUUCUUCACCAUGAUGGGUUUCUACGUCCCGUUCAUGUUCCUCGUAAGCCGGGCCGAGAACGCGAACCUGGCAAAAGAGUACACGAGGUUUCUCAUCUCAGCUAUUGGCAUUUCCAACACAAUCGGGCGUGUUUUGUGCGGCGUCCUUAGCUCUUUCCCCGGUGUUAACGCUCUGUUUGUGACAAACGCUGCGCUGACGAUCGGCGGAAUCGCAACAAUAUUCAGCGGUUUUUCCAUGACUGCUGAAUACCAAUUCUUCUACACCGCGGUGUUUGGUUUAGCUAUUUCAACCUUUGCGUCGCUGAGGUCAAUCGUUGUGGUGGAUCUUCUGGGGCUGGAGAAGUUAACGAAUGCGUUUGGGUUGCUUUUGCUGUUUCAAGGAGUGGCGGCGAUUUUCGGUGCCCCCAUUGCUGGGGCGUUUACCGAAGCCACUGGGAGCUACGAUGCUGGGUUUUAUCUGUCGGGGAGUUUGAUCCUUGCGUCGGCGGUUAUGUGCUAUCCUUUGAAUUAUAUCAAUAGGCGCGAGAUGCAAAAGAAAAAAGAGAUGGUGGAAAAUAAAUCAGUUCCAGUUUAAUGAUUAUUUAUUUUAUAAAUAAUCGUUUUGAAUAAUUCAUGAUUUUCCACGUUCCUAUUUAAAUGGGUGCUACGUCAUAGCAACUAUGUAUUGAGUUGUUUGUCAGGGGAUUCUUAAUACUCGAAUUUGUGCGCUUGGUAGUUCUCGCGUACUUUAACUAUAAUGACAGGGUUUCUAUACGACGAUUUUUCAAGACUGAUGUAGUUUUAAGACCUGUACAUAUUGUAUUUAAAACUGUAAUUUAACAUAAUGGAAAAUUAUGGAAUUUACCUAAUUAGUUUAGAUUUUAUAAUUGCUGAACGAUUAUUUAUGACAGCUGUUCUUGUUGGACAUUCCAAUGUUUCAUUACCAUUAGGAGGAAUUUUCCUAUAUUGUACGUAAAUUAUUAUACUCUAGCUAUAGACCAAAUUGUUAAUUUGAUACAAACGGAACUUUAAUUGAUUUGUCAAAGUAAAAUAAAAUUUGUUGUUUUGAGAA
Tribolium castaneum (red flour beetle) is the source of this 2563-nucleotide messenger RNA. Its product is annotated as monocarboxylate transporter 12-B. NCBI's taxonomy places the organism in Eukaryota, Metazoa, Arthropoda, Insecta, Coleoptera, Tenebrionidae. The transcript has 5 exons. The coding region runs from base 170 to 2086 and encodes 638 amino acids. Gene Ontology annotation, molecular function: monocarboxylic acid transmembrane transporter activity. Gene Ontology annotation, biological process: transmembrane transport; monocarboxylic acid transport. The record is from RefSeq and is a predicted model, not a curated record. Gene Ontology annotation, cellular component: membrane.